AUGAAGCGCUUUAGCCAGAAAGUCCUCUCUCGAGGCAAGGACUCCACAAAGUCGUCCAAAAAGAAUAAGGACAACAAGGAUGGCACCGCCUCUCCUUCGGCGCGAGAUGCAUCUACCCAGUCACCUACGCUGACUCCUACCUCCUCGACGACAGCCGUCAAUGACAUUCGCAACAAGCCUUUGCCGCCCAAUUCCACAGACAGCCUGGGCCAGGGUGCAGGCAGCGACAGGUUCGGGGCCAUGGGCGCCAACUCGAGCCCAAAUGGCAACUCCAGAAUGCCUCCCACGGUCGUCAUCAGCCCAACUCCCGGCCAUGUCCCGCCCCCCGGCGCCGCCGAAACGAUGCCGCACGACCUCGCGCCUCCCAAGCCUGGCCAAAAGUCGCUCAUGAUUCAUCGCGGAAUAGAUAAUCGCGAUGCCAUUCCUGAGGGCCUUCGCACCCCCAAGAGGCAGCACUCUUCGCGAUUCGAUAUCUCCACCAAUAGAGAUCUCGAAAAGCUGCCUGGGUUCCACGAAGUUCCUCCAAACAGGCGUCAGGAGCUCUUCAUGCAAAAGAUUGAUCAGUGCAACGUCAUCUUCGACUUCAACGAUGCCAGUGGCGACAUGAAGGCAAAGGAAAUUAAGCGACUGGCUUUGCACGAGCUGCUUGACUACGUCGCUAACAACCGACAAGUCAUCACCGAGCCCAUGUACCCCAAAGUGGUCGACAUGUUUAGCAAAAAUCUUUUCCGACCCAUUCCGCCCCCAAUGAACCCCCAGGGCGAGCCGUUCGACCCGGAAGAGGACGAGCCUGUGCUUGAGGUUGCCUGGCCCCAUAUUCAAGUCGUCUACGAGUUCUUCUUGCGCUUCAUCGAGAGCCAGGAUUUCAACACAAAUAUUGCCAAGGCCUACAUCGACCACAGCUUUGUUCUCCAACUGCUCGACCUCUUCGACUCGGAGGACCCUCGUGAACGUGAUUUUCUCAAGACUACUCUCCAUAGAAUCUAUGGAAAAUUCCUGAACCUGCGAUCAUUUAUUCGCCGAUCCAUCAACAAUGUCUUUUUCCAAUUCACCUACGAAACGGAGAGAUUCAAUGGUAUCGCCGAGCUCUUGGAGAUUCUGGGAUCCAUCAUCAAUGGCUUUGCGCUACCUCUGAAGGAGGAACACAAGAUCUUUUUGACUCGUGUUCUCCUUCCCCUGCACAAACCCAGGAGUCUGAGCAUGUACCACCCUCAGCUCGCAUAUUGCAUUGUGCAAUUCCUAGAAAAGGACGCGUCCCUGACAGAAGAUGUUGUCCUGGGACUUCUCCGCUACUGGCCGAAAGUAAACAGCACAAAGGAAGUCAUGUUCCUAAACGAAGUCGAGGACAUCUUCGAGGUCAUGGAUCCUGCCGAGUUUGCCAAGGUGCAAGAACCACUUUUCCACCAGCUAGCCAAGUCAGUGGCCAGUCCGCAUUUCCAGGUCGCCGAGCGCGCGCUUUACUUCUGGAACAACGAAUACUUCUGCAACCUGGUUAGCGACAAUGUUGAAAUCAUUCUGCCCAUCAUGUUUGCGCCACUCUAUGAGAACUCCAAGGGCCAUUGGAACAGAACAAUUCAUGGCAUGGUUUACAACGCCAUGAAACUCUUCAUGGAGAUUAACCCGCAGCUUUUUGACGACUGCUCUCACGAGUACACCGAGCACCAAAACAGUGCUGCCGAGCGCGAAGCUCGGCGUGAGCGCAAAUGGGCGGCCCUUGGAGAGCAGGCCGAACUUCGUCGUAACUCCAUGUCCUCGGACAUGGUCGAGCCCCCGCAAAGAACACAAGUCAAUGCGAUGCCUCGCGUCGACGAGGCAGACAUAGGCACAGAUGACAGUCAGAAACGAUUGGACUCGCUACGACUACAGGACCAGUCUGGACGCCGACCCAGUGUUCACGAACGUCAAGGGUCAACCGGCUCAACGCGCAGUCGGUGA
Molecule: messenger RNA, 1935 nt
Organism: Beauveria bassiana ARSEF 2860
Lineage: Eukaryota; Fungi; Ascomycota; Sordariomycetes; Hypocreales; Cordycipitaceae
Product: protein phosphatase 2A regulatory B subunit
Exons: 5
Coding region: 1-1935 (644 amino acids)
Biological process (GO): signal transduction
Cellular component (GO): protein phosphatase type 2A complex
Molecular function (GO): protein phosphatase regulator activity
Source: RefSeq, a predicted model, not a curated record